CGCCUGUGUGCGUGAGCGAGCACCUCCACCCCGCCCCGUGCCAUCGUCCGCGUUCGCUCAUAACACUCCGUGCGUUCUUCCCACUCUGUUUGCCGAUGCGUCUGCGUCGCCGCCGCCGCCGUCUGCGUGUCCGACCGCCGCCGCCGAUCGGGGGCCAGCAGCGCUAUUACGUUCGACUCGGUCACGGCACCUCCACCGCCACCGAACCACCGCCGCCGUUACCUCACCAUCACCACCACCGCCGGCACUACUAAUACUACAGACGACUACUACUACUACUACUACUACUACUACUACUACUACUCUACCGUCCACACUGCCGUCGCCGCCGUCGCAAUCGUACAGUCAUUCGUGUGGUGUACGCGCGCGCGUAAGCGAGUGUCUCUGUGCGUUUGUUUUUCUCGUCGCGACGUCUGUGUAUGUGUGUUCGUGCGCAUACUUGUAUUUAUUUAUUUAUUUAUUUAUUUAUUUAAGCGUAUAUACGAAUAUAUAUAUAUAUAUAUAUAUAUAUAUAUAUUUAUUUAUACCGUUUUGUUAUUGUAUUAAUAAAAUAAUUUUUAUUACGUUCGACCGUGUACUGCGAGCGCGCGCGUAUACGUACUAGUGCGAACGUGUGUUUUACGCGGUAUAUUUAUAUAGUGCGUUCGUUCUCGGUGUUGGAAUAAUAAUAAUAAUAAUAAAAUUAAUAUCGUUUAUAUUAAUAUUAUUGUCUCGUUGAAAUAAUAGAAUAUUUGUUUUAUCCUGUCCUCGGUACGAUGUGUACGUAAAUACGAUUUCAUAUUGUUGAAACGUAUUCGUACCGAACGGUAUAUUGUUGUUGUUGUUCCGUCCGCACCGUUGUCGAUUUCCGAUUAAUUUUUUUUUCAAAAUUUUUCCUCGACCCCGCGUCACCGUAGUAUGCGCGCACAGUGCCGUCGCGCUUUACACGCCGACACCUCCCCAGACGAUCGUACCGGUGUCGGUGUCGCUGUCGCCGACGCGGUCGUUCUGUCGCGAUCCAUGCCGUCGUCCGCACUACCGCCGCGGCUGUCGGUGAUCAUCGCUUCCGCCGGACCGUGCGACGACGAUGCUUUCGCGCCCGCUGCCACGUUGUGAUGGGCGCCGUCGAGCAUUAGCUGCAGCAACACUCAGAGCGGUGUGCCACCGGAACCCUAACGCGUAACGAGUUCUACGUCGUGUGCGUGCAGCGGUGGUGCGCACGUUUAUGGUACACGCGAUCAUGGAGCUGCCGAGCCGCGCGGCCGAGAUGGACGAGGAACAGCACAAUAAGCAGCAGGUGAACAAUCCGCACAUCAAAAAGGUGCUGAAGACGUAUCAGCUGAGCGCGCCCAGGAGUCUGCAGGGACCGAACUCGGUGCUGGACGAGCCGACCGGCGCCGCGGUCGCGGUGUGCUCGCCCAAGGCACCGAUGACCGCAGCAGGGAACGGGGGCGCCAGCGGAACCGGUGGGGACGCGGAGCCUAACGGUUGCAAGUCCCCGGCACCGGGUCCGCCGCCUCCGCCGCCGUUGCACCCGGUGCUGUACGUGCCGGACCAGUCGGGCUGCGAGCUGUUCGAAACUGAACUGGAAUGGGAGAAGAUCGCGUGCUUCAUGGUGGGUGGCGAGAUGCGGCUGUGCUUGCCACUGAUCCUCAACACGGUGCUGCGGGACUUCACGCUCACCCAGAUCAACCAGGUGUGCGACGAGCUGCGCAUCUACUGCUCGCGGUGCACGCCCGAGCAGCUGGACAUGCUCAAGCACUGCCAGAUACUGCCGGCGACGGCACCGUCAUGCGGCCUGAUGACCAAGACGAACGCGGAGCGGCUGUGCUUCGCGCUGUUGCACCGGCACCCGCCGCCGCCGGCCCAGGUGCCCGACGACGUGGUCACGUUCUCGUUCGAGGUGUUCCACGAUGUGUUCGGCAAGACCCGGGGCGUGUGCAUGCCCGAGCUAUACACCGAGAAGUUCUCCGCGUGCAUACAGUGCGUCGAGUGCAAAGGGUUGUUCGCGCCCCAGCGAUUCGUCAACCACAUACACCGGUUCACGGGCACCAACUCGUGCCAUUGGGGCUACAAGCGCGAGAACUGGAAGGCGUACAUCAAGGUGUCACACGGGCACCCGGACUACGCGGAAGUGGUUAACCUGUUCGAGACGUUCAAAGAGCAAAUCGACGAGACAUCCACGGUGCACUUCUCCUCUCGGAAACGGAAACAGUUGAUGGACCUAGUGCCCGUCUCGUGUACGGUACGUCCGUCUAGGGCCGAGACUCCGCCGCCGUCGCUGAAAAGGACCAAGCUGGAGGACGCGCCGGCGAUGGCCACGGCCGCUUACUAUUCCGCUAUGAGCAUGACGCCGGGGCUGCCCAACUACAUGAUGGACCCAUUCCAGUAUUUCUACAGUGCGUGGGUCCCGCCGCCGGCCACCAUGUACCAUUUGAACAGUCCUCACCAUCACAUGUACAACAGGAACGACAGCUUGAUCAAAAGAGAAAGACCUCCGCGGCUCGUGGACCCACAGAAAGUCAUAUCACAUACGCAGUCCGAACAAUUCGGUAGGAGUUUUCAACCGAACGUCGCGUUGGCGCCGCCGACGAAACAUAACGGCAACGUCAGCGACGCAAACAUCCUAGGUCACCAUCACCACCAUAACAACAACAACAACAACAACAACAACAGCAGCAGCAACAACAACAAUAACAACAUGCCCAAAAUACCGAUGGUGAAAUUCAAAGACAAGGACGAUCACGGACAGGAACAAAAGGACACUAUGCAAACCCAAGAGUCCGAAAGGAGGUACAACAGUGUCGCCGCUAGUGUGAUGGAACAAGUGGCUGCGGUGUUGGACGCUUUGAGUGACGCCAAGGAGACGACACGGCAGCAAGUAAUCGGAUUAGUCGAGCGGAUUGCCCUACGACUGGAAAAAGUCGAAUCGAAAAAUCAGCAACUUGUCCGAGAAAAUGAACUGCUUAAAGACCAAUUGAACUCGAAAAGGCAUAUGAACAAAAAAGAUCCGUUGGUAGUUGAGGACUGUUCCAUGAUCAAACGGGAGGACAGAGGCAGUGGCAUUGACGAAGAGCAUUGUGGAUCUAACAGUUUUCCGUUGACGAAUAAGAGAUGUAGUCCAGUUUCUGUCAUAACUUCACCCUCUUGUCAGCCGAAAUCACCUCCACCUCAUACAUUGCAGUCUGUUACCAUGGCCGCCACUACUACUACCAUUACAGCCACCUCAGUGUUGAUCAAAUCGGAAUCCAUCGACUGACUAUCAUAAUUAUCGCUUGUUGAAUAAUUAUUAUUAUUUUAUAAUAUAAUAUUGCUACCACCGACAAUUGAUCUCUCCCCUGAAAAAAUCUAAAAGUAAAAUAAUAAUAAUAUAUAUUA
Sipha flava (yellow sugarcane aphid) is the source of this 3357-nucleotide messenger RNA. It is a transcript of the gene Snoo, whose product is annotated as ski oncogene. Lineage: Eukaryota; Metazoa; Arthropoda; Insecta; Hemiptera; Aphididae. Gene Ontology annotation, cellular component: nucleus. The record is from RefSeq and is a predicted model, not a curated record. Gene Ontology annotation, biological process: negative regulation of BMP signaling pathway. The transcript has 6 exons. Gene Ontology annotation, molecular function: DNA-binding transcription factor activity, RNA polymerase II-specific; RNA polymerase II cis-regulatory region sequence-specific DNA binding; SMAD binding. Bases 1205 to 3238 code for a protein of 677 amino acids.